CUUCUGUUUGCGGCGGUCGUACCUCCUGAGGUCGUACUUAGAAUAGUACCAUCUACCAUUAGACGCGUUCAGCGCUAGUUACGCUCACUACGCGCACCGCAAAACCAACGAAAACAUCAGAAAAGUACCAUCGACCUUAUCAGUACCAGGGCUGGACUACUCUUUUUGCCCUUAUUUUGAAUAGGACAGAGAUUUCUUUUGUGUCGCAAAGUUUUGUUAUCGCGCUCGAAUUUUUGGUGAAAGUACUACUUAUUUUGAAAGUGCAUUUGUUGUGAGCGUGGAAAAUUAUUUGUAAUUUCCAGAAAAACCAAAGUGGUAGAUUAUAAAAAUCCGCCGCGACGCGCAAGUUCGCCGAGAAAAUUCCACGCGGUCCAGAUGUUCCAAAGGACCAGCAGCGUCGAUCCUGAGAGCCACCGGUCCAGUCCGCGAUCGCAUCCAUGCAGUGUAACAUCAUAAAACCACGUACCAGUAACGAUGCUCACCGUACGACUGACGUACGCCUUACUCUUGAUCAGCUUAUGCGUCCAGGCACUUCCUUUACCCGCUACACCCCUGAAUGAAAGGCACCAAGAGAUUUCCUGGCAAGCGUGGCUCCUGGUUGAUGACCAGAACCAACACAAACAAAGUAAUGCUGAUGGAACGCCUUCAAGACACCGGAUAACAACCAAAAGUGUAUUUGUUGCACCUACGUUUUCAGCAUUUUCUCCAGAAAAUCUACCUCCUUGUCCUGAUGGGUACAAGUCAGACCCAAUGGGAAGAUGUAUCAAAAUCAUAAUGCUGGACGAAGCAAGUCAUCUGGAGUUUUUAGUCAGCAAACUCAACGACAAGUUUGGAGAUUUAGAAUAUGAUGACGAAGAAGAUGAAGAGGAACCGUUCAAUGUCAAUAUACCUCUAGGAGGUGAUUAUACCAACGAUCCUCCUCAAGAAGAAACAGAGUUUGCUAUAAUCGUAACUCCUACUGUGAAGGAAGUUGAUAAAAAAAGCAACGUGGAUAAACGGGACGAUGGUGACCACUAUGAAAAAGAGUUGAAGAAGUUAUCUCAAACUACCACAGAGGCACUUUAUGACACUACUACACUAAGAGGAGAGGAUAUUGACGAGGACGGUAUUGUUUUGACCACUCCAACUCAAAUACCGGAAGAAACAACAACAGUUACUGUUAAAAACGAUGUUACUGAAUUAACCGAAGAAAAUCAAGAAACAACGACGUUAUUUACUACCACGGCGCUUUCUUCUGAAACCACAACAAGCACAGAACCGGUUUCAACAACUACAGAACAAGAAAUAACAACCCUCGUCACUGAAUUACCUAAAUCAUCAACAACCACUCCAAAAAUCACAACCUACCACCCAAAAGCCACGACGUAUCACCCUUAUUUCGAUAUGAAUCGUGUCGGUAGCUCCAAAACGCGAAACAUCAUCAAGUUUCCUGAUGAAGAACUGAUUGGUUCUGCUCGUUCGUAUCCUCAGAGUAAUUACGUGAGGUUCCCUGAUGCUGACACGAAGUACCAGCAAGAAAGUGAAAGCCACCAUACGAGGGAUGUCGGAGAUAACUUCGGGAACUACUUCAAUGAGAUUGUAACUCCUGAUACUUCCCAGAAGAUUCAUAGGAUGGUUCCACCGUUAAAAGGAGGCUUUGUUCCUAGCAAGACGUACCCAUUCACGUUUCCUCGUGAUUCAAACCAUCGACAGUACGAGUACCAAUGGGAUUCAACGACGGAAGUCCAGCACAACAAACGCAGUAGAGAAAAACAUGGUGGUUUAUUCUUGUUACCACCAAAAUGGUCGGAGAAAUCAAACCCCUCGCCGCUUGUUCUAAGGUUUUCUAGAAAACACUUCCAUCUCAAACCGGAAAAACUAAAAUCCAACAUCUUUUACAGGUCUCUACCCAAAGAGGACCUUUCUGUACUUUUCGGUUACAGUAACGAACAAGGUGUUAAUAGGUAAUAUGUCUUUUUAUUGUGAAUUAUUUCAGCAUCGUGCAGUAGGUAGAGAUAGAUCUUUUUGUGUACAUAGUGUUUCUAUUUAUUUAGACUUAUUAGUGAGUGUUUUUUUCUGUUGUAUGUAAUUAUCGUUGGUUCUUGCUCAGUGUGUACUAAACCAAAAUCAAACAUAUUUUAAGAACAUGACAAAAAAAUAAUAACUGUGCAGGAACCAGAAUCACUUGGCUAUACAGAUCGGUCACACAGUCAGCUUGUAAAUAUAUUAUAGUAGUGCAUGAUUUGGAAUGGUAAACGUCACGUGAUCGCUCUGUAUAUACUCUAGGGUACGUUAUAUUCUUCGUGUAUAUAUAUAUAAUAAGUGUAGAACAUAGCUUUGUAUAUGAUUUCCUUUUUUUAUUUAUAUAGUGUAGAGACAGGUUUAACCACGCAGUACAAUGCAUACAAAUCACUAGUAUUUUUACGAUCUUUUUUUAUUUUUUGCACGUAUCAUUUUUUCCUUGUUCUGUUCACCUUGCAAUGGUUAUAAUAACACACAGUAAAUAUUUUUAUUACACGCCCUGUAGACAAAUUUUGGUAGAGUAGCAUGGAGGUCUAAAAAAUAAUCAAAACAAUAAUAAUUAAAAUUUUUGUUAGGCUGGGAUAUAUAUUUGAUGUAAUUAUUAUAAAGGCUUUGAUAUUUUUCGUUUUAAGAAAAAUACUAAAAGCCUGUUCAAAUCGAGUUUAAUUUAAUUUUGAAUUCAAGUGAGCUGUUAUUAUUUUAUUGUUAUUUGGAAUCCUUGAACUGGACAUGUUAACACGAAACUUUUGAAAUAAUUAUACCUAUAAAUUACAAUGAAAAAGUCAAGUAAUAUUGUUAAUUUUAGUAUUACCAAUUUAUUUAUUUAUUUAUUUCCACUGUAAUAACGAUGUAGUAGUAUGUUUUCAUAUUAUGAACUGUGUCAAAAAUAAUCUAAAAACUACUUUUGUAACUUUAUCUUAAACAUUUUUUUUCUUGUAAUUUGUCAAGUAUUAUACGAACAUUUCAUGA
Sitophilus oryzae (rice weevil) is the source of this 2970-nucleotide messenger RNA. RefSeq lists its product as uncharacterized. Bases 475 to 1947 code for a protein of 490 amino acids. The record is from RefSeq and is a predicted model, not a curated record. NCBI's taxonomy places the organism in Eukaryota, Metazoa, Arthropoda, Insecta, Coleoptera, Curculionidae. The transcript is spliced from 2 exons.